Molecule: messenger RNA, 3108 nt
Organism: Pogoniulus pusillus (Red-fronted tinkerbird)
Lineage: Eukaryota; Metazoa; Chordata; Aves; Piciformes; Lybiidae
Gene: CCDC127
Product: coiled-coil domain containing 127
Exons: 3
Coding region: 322-1116 (264 amino acids)
Source: RefSeq, a predicted model, not a curated record
GGCUGUCCCCUUCUGGCAACCGAGGGCUGGGCUCGCGCCCCCGCCCCGUGCUGUGUUGGGCUGACCGGGCUAGGGGGGCAGGGUGUGCAGCGUGAGGACUUGGAGGCCUUCGGGUUAGCAGCGACGCCACCUAACGUGCCGCCGGCCGGGGAACGGACUGGGUGGUGACAUCAGCAGUGCUGAGGCCCGGAGGCCCGCCGCGGAGCGGUUCUGACCGAGCCGAGGUCGGCGGUUACGGAUCUGGCCAGGUUGCUCCUCGCUGGGUGAAAGCACGUCCGUUCAAAGUUCCCAACUAACGAGGCCGCCGUCUAAGGUGCCUUCAUGAAUAAUUUAAAUGACCCUCCCAAUUGGAACAUCCUGCCAAACCGACGAGAGCCUGGGGAUGAAGGUAGCAGGUGGAACUACGCCUUGCUGGUCCCUAUGCUGGGUUUGGCCGCCUUCCGUUGGAUCUGGACCAGAGAGUGUCAAAAAGAAAUAGAAAGAGAAAAAAAGGAAUAUUAUAAAAAACACUCAUCUUUACAAAGAGACCUGGAAGGCAAAUACCGGGAUAUAAUUACAGAAAAUCGUCGCACAGUUGCGCACUUGGAGUUGGAGCUUGAAAAGGAACGCAACAGAACACUGAGCUACCGAGAAGCCCUCGUAUCCCAAAGUCGUAAACUAGUAGAAGAAAGACGGAUCCUAGAACAGGAGCAAGAGAAGUUAGAGCGAGAAAAACAAGUGCUUUUACACUCAGGAGCAGCAGGUAACUUAUACCAGAGUUGUUUGUUAAAGGAAGAAGAGUGGCAAAAGAGAGCCAAUGUUUUACUAAAAGAAUUUGAAGAUGGACUUAAAGAAAGACAGGAUAUCUACUGCAGUUUUGUUGUACCUAGAAGCCAGAGACUAGAAAUAGAGAAAAAUCUGCUAGUUAAAGCAGCAACUGACCCAGUUGCUGUGUCUCUACAUAUGGAAAGUGGUUUAAAAGAUAUUUUCAAACAUGAUAACUACUGUAGCAAUAUGCUGAACAGAAACAGAAGUCAAAAUGGAAAACUUAUGUGGCUGUAUCUGAGGUAUUGGGAGCUAGCUGUUGAAGUACAAAAGUUCAAGAGGGCAGAAAAGGUGAUUUUAGGAAAACGUUAAAGUAAUGGCAUUUGAUGUGAUUCACUGUGCAUAGUAGGAGCAAUCACAAUUGUAGUCUGAAGCCAUUAAAUUUUCCUGUUAUAUUUCUGUUUCUUCUCCGUGUUGCACUUGAAUUUGCAUGGGACAUAUGCAGUGUUGGUGCCUUUCAUUUCACUAAGUGAGGUCCAGUGAGCUAUGCAUGCUCUUAAACUCUAUGAUUGUGUUUGUGUUGCAGAUUGCAGUAUAGUAUAGAGAUAUGUCAGCUUAUGAUAUUAGAAGCAACAAAAUAGAACUCAGUUUAGACUGUUUUACCUGGUUGAUGGUCAUACUCCAUGAACAGAGAGGUGUGAUUGUCCUUCCCAAGUGGGGUAGCUCAAGGGGUUUUUAUUUGGUUGGUUGAUUGUUUAAACCAGUGUUUUUGAGGCAGAUGUUUGGAAGAGACUGUGUUUGAAUGAACUGCUUGAAAUACACAUCCUACGUGUAUAGAUGUACAUUUAUGUAAAUGUAUGUGUAAAUAUGUGUGUAUAAAUAUAUGGCACAGUUUUCUGAGGAGGGAAAUAAUAUCAUCAUGUUUCAAAUUAAUCAGUCUUGCGUUGUCUUCCAACUUGAUAUACAAAUAGUACUUUACGAAACAUUCCUAAUGAAACAUCCCAAGGAUGCUAAUUGGAAUAACACAUAAAGAAACAGGUUGAUGAAAUUCUUAUUUGAACUAGGGAUUCAUGCUUGGAAUACUAGAGAGAGUACAAACUCCAAAUUGCAUUCUCAUCUUACUGGAGGUGACAAUACUUAAGAAUAUUUACAUUUUUAAUCUGUCAAGGUUGUAGUUGUAAUUCAGCAGUGUGCCUUCAUUAUAGAUGUCACUGCUGCCUCUGCAUCCCAGUCUCCGUUCCUUGGACAAGGCCUGUUUAUUUGUAGAUAAGAACUCAAAUGCAGCCUACACUGGGAGUCACUGCUGCCCUUAGUCCAUCUCAGUUCUCCCAGAACUAAGAAUGCUUUCUCACAAUUUUUUGGUUUUGAGCUAAUUGUUCACCACUCCACAUCAAUAUGACUAUGAAAGCCUACAGAUAUGCAGACUUCCAAGUUGGAAGCUUAUUAAUUUAGUUAGUACAGUAAAAUAAAUAUAGAUAAAAAAACCAAACAAAUAAAAAAGAACACCCAAAACCUUGAGUAUUUUUUGUGUCCUUGGAGCAGUAGGAACCACUUUUUCAAGUGUGCCGUGCAUUUUUCUAAUCCAAUCUUAGACCUCAAAAGGCCAGUAUACUGUUGUAUUGAUUUAUUAGACUUCUCUUUCAUGAAGCUGUAGUAGAUAGAUCUGGAUAGAAAAAGAGAUACCAUUCACACACACUGGGAAGGCCAAAGCAUGUCUGAAUGCCAAACAAAUGCAGGUUGGUAAAUGAGAACACAAUUGAGUUACUGCUGUUGUGUGACAGCUUGCCUAGUUUCUCAGUAGAACAAAACAGUUUGCAUUUGUCCAGUGAUAGGACAAGAGGCAACGGAUGCAAGCUGGAGCAUAGGAGGUUUCAUGUGAACAUAAGGAAAAACUUUUUCAGUGUGAAGGUGACAGAACACAGAAACAGGCUACCCAGAGAGGCAGCGGUUUGACUAGAUGGUCUUUUGAGGUCCCUUCCAACCCCUAACAUUCUGGAUGUGAUUCUGUGAAUAUAACUUACUUCUGUGUGUUUCCUCCAGGAUGUGGUAAGUGUCUGACCACACAACUAUGGCAUGUUUCAUAUGUACAUGCAGGCAGUUGAUCAAAUCAGCUGGCAAACAGCAGCUAGUGAAUCAGUGUAUUUAAGAUUCAUGCCUUGAAAUCACACAUACUCAUUUGUUCUUCAUAUUAAAGUAGCAAAUAUUUUAGACUUCCUAAUUUUGUUUCCAUAGCCACUGGCACCACUGAAAAUGCUUAAGAGGGGUAAAAAAGAGCAAAAUACUUCACUAUAAAUAUGUGAGGCAUCAUAUGCUUGACUGUGUAGGGUUGGAUGAAAUAUAAUAAAUGUUUGGUAUUUGCUUUCA